Messenger RNA from Thalassophryne amazonica, 6039 nucleotides. RefSeq names its product discs, large (Drosophila) homolog-associated protein 1b (gene dlgap1b). The record is from RefSeq and is a predicted model, not a curated record. Gene Ontology annotation, molecular function: molecular adaptor activity. Lineage: Eukaryota; Metazoa; Chordata; Actinopteri; Batrachoidiformes; Batrachoididae. Gene Ontology annotation, biological process: signaling. Bases 331 to 3393 code for a protein of 1020 amino acids. Gene Ontology annotation, cellular component: glutamatergic synapse; postsynaptic specialization. The transcript is spliced from 12 exons.
CAGCGCACGGAUAGUACACAGUGCUGGGACUCGACCGUCCAACACACGUCUCGUAUGACCAAUGCUGACUUCUAAUCUCAAGGCGAAGCGGCUAUUUCCGACUCAUUGUGAGGAUUACUCUCAGGAGCUUUCAGCGCGACCCGUCUGCUGCCUUAACGAGGUGGAUGAAAUGUGCACGUACGGAGGUCAGUGAGCCCAGAAUGAAGCACAGGACAGGAGCAGUGGCCAAGAUGAGACCAUAAAGAGGCGUGCUUCUUUUGUACUGCUGGUUCUGGGGGCUGUGCAGACUUCCUGCAGCAGCUGUUUGAUGUGCGCCUCAACUCGGCCACGAUGACGAUGAAAGGCCUGUCGAGCAGCCGCAGUCACCCUCACACGGUGAUUUGUGACCCCUCUUACGACUCCAUGACUCUGGGGCACUCGGAUCGUCGGUCCUACUUCCUGAAUCCCGGGGAAGCUCACGCCGGCGAUCAUCCUUGCUACGCCCAACGCAACACGUUCCAGACAGAAUGCGGUGCUUAUACCGAUUUGGCGAGCUGCACCUUCCCUCGCAGACAUCACAACUCCCAUCACGAGCUGAAGGAGGAGUGUAGCGCCCUGGUGCCUUAUACUGGAGGGGCAACAGGGAGCGGUAAAGGAAGCGGAGGAAGUGGUCGAAAUAAUAAUAAUCGCAUCUCUUCAAACUUAUUGGAGCAGUUUGACCAGCAGGCACCAGUGCGGCGCGAAGGUUACCACACACUGCAAUACAAGCGCACUGCGUUAGAGCACCAACGCAGCGACAGCCCUGGUCGAAUCCGCCACCUGGUUCACUCUGUCCAAAAGCUGUUCACAAAAUCCCAUUCUCUGGAGGGGCCCUCGGGGUCUGGGGGAGCGGAAAGCGGGAAGAUGAAUGGCAGCAAAUCCAGCCCAGACGACCUACCGUCCUCAUCCGGAACGCUGAAGCACAGCAAACGCAGUAAGUGUAAAGACCGCUCCAAGUCGGAGCCUAAGAUGCAAUCUGCCAUCUCAGGCUACUGGAGUUCAGAUGACACACUUGACCGGGAGGUGUGCGUCUACCACCAUCACCACGGGGGCAACACUGGAGGUCCACCCUCUGGCAUAAUGACCAUGGGUCGCCACCCGGACAAAUCCCAGUCGCAGUAUUUUAUGGAGUCCUACAACACCAUCAGCGCCCACUCUCUGAAGACUUCACGCAGCAACAAUGACGUGAAGUGCACAACGUGCUCCGGGAGCAGCAGCACGCCGCUUCCGCUCAUGAGUGGACUGGACGGUCAAGUGCAACUGAAGAAGAGCUCGUGGUCUUCAACUCUGACGGUGAGCAGGGCAAGGGAGGUCUACCAGAAGGCCUCAGUCAACCUAGAUAAAGCUCUAGUGAAAGCUGAGCAGGGACGCACCUGUCACUUCCUACAGGUGCCUCAGGAUGACUGGGGCAGUUUCUCUCCACUGGGGAAGGAUGAUGAGAUCCCCUGCCGGAGGAUGCGCAGUGGAAGUUACAUCAAGGCCAUGGCAGAGGAAGACAGUGGUGAAUCAGACUGCAGUCCCAAACCCUCGCCCAAGGUGCAAGCACGGCGAGCAAGUUACUUAAAGGCCACACAGCCGUCACUCACUGAGAUGACCACGCUGAAGAUUUCAGCAGAGCACUCGCCCAAGCUGCAGAUCCGGAGUCACAGCUAUCUGCGGGCAGUGAGUGAGGUUUCCAUCAAUAGGAGUCUGGACAGCUUGGACCCAGCAGGGCUGCUGGCCUCGCCAAAAUUCCGCUCGCGAAACGAAAGCUACAUGAGAGCCAUGAGCACCAUUAGCCAGGUGAGUGAGGUGGAGGUGAACGGGCAGAUCGAAGCGGUGUGCGAGUCGGUGUUCAGUGAGAUGGAGUCGAAGGCGGUGGACGCCCUAGACCUGCCCAUGCCGGGCUGCUUCCGCAUGCGGAGCCACAGCUACGUGCGUGCCAUAGAGAAAGGCUGCUCACAGGAAGAGGAGGAGGAAGGCGUCACCAUGGGCAACAGGAGGCCUGGCUCCCCCCCGAGGACCGCCACCACCGUCAGAACCAUUCAGAGCAGCACAGUGUCAUCAUGCAUCACCACAUACAAGAAGACGCCUCCCCCAGUCCCACCACGGACCACGCCGUCCAAACCUUUCAUAUCCAUCACAGCUCAAAGCAGCACGGAGUCGGCCCAGGACGCUCACAUGGACGGCGGCCCACGGACGGGCAUCAGCUCCCAGCCGGGCCUGUCCAACUCCACCGAGAGCAUCGACAGCAUGAAGGCCCUGACAGCAGCCAUAGAGGCAGCAAAUGCCCAGGUGCACGGCCCCGCCAGCCAACACGUCACAAACAGCACCAUCACCAUCACAGCCACCGCCACCACCUCCACCGCGGCACACAUUACUGCUGACAGUAAGGCGCAGAAGGAAGCCCUGCACAAGAGCCUCUCCAUAGGCAUCCAGGUGGACCCAGAGGAAUCGGGUCCGACAGAGGAGCAGUCUAAAUUCCAGUCUAUUGGAAUUCAGGUGGAGGAUGAGCGAUGUUACCGCAGGAUGACCCGCUCUAACAGUGUAACCACGGCGGUGCAGGCUGACCUCGACGACCCCGCCGAAGACCUGGAGCUGCCACCGCCUCACUGUGCCACCAUGCCUCGCCAGCACUCCUACGAUACUGCCACCUCUACAGUCAGCAUCCAGGGCUCUGGGAAUCACUACCACGCCUGCACCGGGGACGACUACGGCGAAGUGGGGUUUGAUCCUUCUAUCCUGCCCCCGCCAGACCCUUGGAUGGACAGCAUAGCUGAGCCAGAGGUGGAGGCUUUGGAGACCGUCAGCAGAUCGGUGUGCCCCCGUGACGGACACUGGUUCCUCAAGUUGCUGCAGGCUGAGACGGAGCGAAUGGAGGGCUGGUGUAGACAAAUGGCGCAGGAUGAGGUGGAGAAUGAACUGCCUGAAGAGAUCCUGGGGAAGAUCCGCAGUGCAGUGGGGAGCGCCCAGCUGCUGAUGUCCCAGAAGUUCCAGCAGUUCCGGGAGCUCUGUGAGGAUAAUCUGAACCCACAUGCAAAUCCACGGCCAAUUUCCCAGGACCUUGCAGGUUUCUGGGACAUGCUCCAGCUGUCUAUCGAGAACAUUAGCCUGAAGUUUGAUGAACUCCAUCAGCUCAAAGCCAACAACUGGAAACCUCUGAACCCCCCAGAAAUUCAGGAGAGAAGGAUGCCCCCUCCCGUGCCAAAGAAGCCCCAGAAGGGCCACCCUCCCCUGGCUAGGGACCACUCCCUGGAGAGCUCUGAACGCCAGCGUCUGGAGGCUCGCAAACGGCUGCUAGCUGCCAAACGUGCUGCGUCAGUUCGACAGAGCUCUGCAACGGAGAGCGCAGACAGUAUUGAGAUCUAUAUCCCCGAGGCUCAGACCAGACUAUGAGACACUUCAAUGUAUCUACGCACAUUUUUCUGUCAUAGGCGCCGUCCCAUUCACAUCCACUAACUGGUAAAGCUCGGGUGCUAAUACGUUGUACGCUGUUUGUGUCGACUUCCUGCAUCAUAACAGGGGUCAGUCACACUGAAGGUCCUUUGAACAUGAAUUGUACAUUUGCAGUAUUUAUUAUUUAUAUCCUCCUUGCAGCUUUCAUGUAGCACCCCCCCUCCCCCUCCCCUCUCAACUGCCCUCUAUCCACACUGACCCUCUCACACCCAAAGACGUAUCGAAGAAUCCCCCUUUUCAAGUGGCCUGAUAUGUCAAAGCAAGCCAGGUGUAGCACAACAGUGAUGCUUCAUACCAAUGUGGUUUAGCUGGAAAGCAAAGGAUGUGGCAUGUGGGGACUUUCAUUCAAAUACUCACAAUUGUGACCGACUCAAAAUGGGCCUCGCUUCCCAAAAACAUCUGCAAAGUAAGAUCAUCUUACCGCCCUUUUUUGCAAUCUUAUAAUCUUUCUUCUGAAGAGGUUUCGCCCAAAACACUGUGAAAGGUUAAGUAAGUUCAUGAGUUAAGAGCAUGAGAAUAGGAGGAGAUGAUAGUCGAGUGGUUAAAGCUGUGGACUUGUGACCAUGGGCUCCUUGGUUUAAAUCCCCUUGGCCAGGGUCCUUAAUCUCCAAGUUGCUCCCGGUGUGCAUUCGAGUGCCUUGCAUGGCAACACCCUGACAUCAGUGUGAAUGUGAGUCAUCACUAUAAAGGUUUUUGACCAUGAAAAUGCUACAUAAAUACAGUUAAUUUAAGAAAAUGCUUUGUUGAAAUUAAUGAUUUUCUUGAGCUAUCUCAUUUGGUCAACUUGACACUUGAUGAUCCAGCGCACCAUUGCCUCAGUGAUGAGGACUCCGUCCACAGGAAAACACCGAGGGGACGCACAUUUUACCUGAGUGCUGUAGACAGAUGAUUGGUGAGGGUAGUCUUUAUUAAUGUGGGGAGCCAACAAAAGUCCCCACCUGGUUUGGUUGGUAUGUUUACUUCAGGAAGGGCCUACAGCAUGUGUCUCUUCACCCUCCCAAGUUCACACUGCUGGAGCCAGUACGAUACUCAGCUCUGAAAGUUCCAAUUGGGAACUUUGCUGGAAUCAGGGAAACAAACCGGUAUCACCAGCGUCACAGCUGACCAUGCAAACCAUUAGGCAACCACUACUGGUUAUGUUCGUGAAGUGGGGAAGGACCAGAUGUCUGCCAUGGUGGUUACCAUCCAGUACCUAAGGUGUGUCCUAGUACACUGGUGACUCAUGGUACCAGUGUACACUCCCAGAACUGACCUGACCCAGUUGUCUGUAAAUGGCAAAACAGCGCCACAGAUUUGUCUUUAGUGAGUUAUAGUGAAUGUUUGUGUGUGAGAGAAGCACUAGUCAGUCACUCCAAACACAUUAUGAAGGAACGCGUGCCCUUUUGAUGUCAUUAGUGUUGCGAUAAAAAUUAGAAGUUAACUUUUUUCAGCGAGACUUUCUACUUAUUUUUCUUAAUUUAAUUUCCAGUUCUGUGUGUGACUGGAGUUUGUUAUGCCUUUGACCCUCAAGGCCACCAGAGCAUUCCAAACACAAUCACUGUUGGUAACAUCAGUUGUUUUUGGGAAGCGCAGCCCUGAACUCUUCAGAUUAAAUACAUCGAGAGCAGAUUCUGGACUUAAUGUGUAUAUUAUACUGAGUUUAUUUUUGCAAAAAGCUAUUUGUAUAACAAGAUCACAUUUUAAAACAAGAGUUCUUGGGGGGGGUAAUAGACCAAAUCUAAAUUUGUGACAAAUUUGGCCUAUAAAUGUCUUUCAAUAGCAGGUGGCCUGACCGCAUAGGAGAGGUCAAGAGGUCAGGUUUUGCAGCUCUGCAGAGAGCAUAAAAGAUGGAAGAAUCAUUGUUUUUAAAAAUACCACAACACUGACUUCUGUGUAAGACACGAGUGUGCGAGUGAACAAAACGUUUUGUCCGUCUUGAUUCAAAAUGUUAAUUUCAAAAGUGCUUCCUAUCUUUCUAGGUCUUUACGUGUCCUCGUUGUUAGGAAUGAUUAAGGUAGCAUUAUCCGCGUAUGUAACCAAACGCUCCAUCUGGUGUCAUCUGAGACUGAGCAGAAAUGGAGGUACCAUAUAAAACCAAACUCCGACAGGACUGCAUGCAGACGUCACUUUUUUAACCGUCUCAGUUCUUUCUCAUGGUUGUUAAAACUCUUUGGCAUCUCAAAUGAAGUGAAUAUACUGAUAUUUGGUACAAUAUUGGUAUUUGUACUAUAUUUUAUUAUGCCAUUUUUAGAUAAGAAAGGUUUAUUGACAGUAUUGUGACUGCAAAAGGACUAUUUUCUCGUCACUGUGUGUACACUAUCUCUGCCUCCAAACGAAGCAAUGAUAUGAAGGACAUUUUUAAAAAAAUUGCUAUUUUAUAUUUAUGGUUAAUUUAUUGAUUAGGAAACUGACUGUUUCUCAACAUUGUGAUUUAUUAUUAUGCACUGACAGCAAUGGCCCUUAUACUGUGUUUGUUUGUUUUUUAUUUAAGUUCUUUCUUUAGCAUGACAGGCACCUUUUCUGUUUCAGUGAUCAGCCUUAAUUUCUGAUAUGAUAGUCGAGCACAACAGCAGUCUCAGGGGAAGAUGUGUGUGAGUGAAAGCGUGU